This is a messenger RNA of Parasteatoda tepidariorum (common house spider), 735 nucleotides long. The record is from RefSeq and is a predicted model, not a curated record. NCBI's taxonomy places the organism in Eukaryota, Metazoa, Arthropoda, Arachnida, Araneae, Theridiidae.
AUGCUUAGACGACGAGUUGCAUCCGGUCAACCAUAUCCUAUAUGUGUUCCGGAAUUUUGGAGAGCGCUCUUUGCUGAGUGGAGUGAGCUCGGGGAUGAUCAGGAACGGAUCGAGCAGACUGAAGAUGGUGUACCAAUUCAACAAUCUCAAGAACCGGAUCUUGCCCUUCAUGUCCGGCAAGGAACUACUAUUAGUGCUCCAACGUCACCUUCCAAAAAUGUGCCAGCUUUCCAACAGAGAGCUAAUUCUGUGACAGCCGGUUCCUUAGUAAAAGCUCCAUCAGCCAAAGAUAAACAUAAAACACUUUUAGUUAUUGAUGAUCAGCAUACUGAUUGGUCGAAAUACUUCCGUGGGAAAAGAAUUCAUGGAGAUUGGGAUAUCCGUAUGGAGCAGGCUGAAUUUAAAGAUAUCAACUUAUCUGUGAAUAGUGAAACAGGAGCCACUGUUAGUAUGGUUGUAAACAGAAAUGGAACUAAAGUUGUAAGAUCAUUUCGGCCUGACUUUUUAUUAAUUCGCCAACAUAUACGAGAUGCUGGUCACGAUGACUACCGAAAUCUUUUACUAGGAUUUAAAUAUGGUGGUGUACCUAGUGUUAAUUCAUUACACAGCCUCUAUAAUUUUCAAGAUAAGCCUUGGGUGUUUUCACAGUUGCUUCACAUGCAAAGAAGGUUAGGUAAAGAAAAUUUUCCUCUAAUUGAACAGUCGUAUUUUCCAAAUCAUAAGGAAAUGAUCUAA